GAGUGAUCAUGGAUCCACGGUCUGACCCCCGGUCCGAGGGAACUGACUACGUUCCCAACAGUAUUCCCUAUGUUCCGGAGCACAGGUCUGAGCUGUGUGUGUCAGAGGCUCACAGCCAGCAGCUACUGGGCAUGCUCAGAUCGUUCAGAGAGCGAGGCCUCCUGUUUGACUUCACUAUAACAGUCCAGGACCAGACCUUCCCCUGUCACCGCUGUGUCCUGGCAGCCUGCAGCGACUUCUUCAGGGCCAUGUUUGAGUUGGACAUGCGUGAGUGUGGUGAUAGGAUGGUAACCCUGGGUAACCAGUCCCCAGAAGCCGUGCGCUGCUUCCUGGACUUCUGUUACUCUGGAGAGAUGGUCAUCACCCACGAAAACGUAGACAUGCUGUUCCAGCUCGCCUCUUUCCUACAGGUGUCUGUGCUCUUCAGAGCAUGCAGUGACUUCCUGAUAGGAACCCUGGAGCUCUCCAACUGCCUGAUGCUAUUGGCCCUCGCCGAGGGAUAUGGCUCUGCUUCCCUCCUCCAGCAGGCCAAUGAGUUUGUAGUUCAGAACUUCCAUGACCUCUCAAUGACUACAGACUUCCUGGAUAUGCCGUUGGGCGUGCUCGAGUUAUGUCUGGGUUCGGACAGUCUGAGCGUGCCCAGUGAGGAGGUGGCGGUGAGGUCAUCCCUGAGGUGGACAAGUCACGACCUCCAGACCAGACAGAGGCUGUUGCCACGGCUCCUAGCACUGCUACGGCUACAUCACGUACCCACACACACCCUGCAGGCCCUGGCCCGGACUGAGAAUCUCCUCUCAGGGGACCAACUCUGUGUUAGUCUGGUCAGUGAUGCAGUGAGUAGACAGACACAGUUCAGUGGUCUACUGCCAGACGCCAGACCAGCCACCACACAGUCUUACAUCUACAUCCACAAGACAGAGGACAACGGAGAUAUACACCACAGCUUCUGUUACUGCCUGGACACAGACCAAUGGAGAGAGCUACCUCAGGGCCAGGGGGCGGGUUUUAGUAUGACCCCUGACCCCUCAGGCUCUUCCCUCACCAGCUACGCCGAGAAGUUGUUUGUGACAGGUGGUUGUCGGGGCAACUGUUGUCGCACGGUGCGUCUUCACGUGGCAGAGCCGUUCCAUGAUGCGACAGCGGAGGUUUGGUGCUACUGCCCAGUCACACACACCUGCACCCCUGCCCCGGACAUGGGGAAACCCCGUACCAUGCACACAGCCAUCACCACCCUGGACAGACUGUAUGUGCUAGGAGGGAGGACCAGAGGAGAAAGGGAGGGGACUCCUAGCCUAAUGGAGGUGGAGUACUACGACCCCCUGGCCAAAACCUGGACCUCCGUUAGCCCUCUGCCCACUGCUAUCUACUACCCAGAAGCCAGUGCGUGCGGCAGCAUCAUCUACACAUUGGGUUCAUCAGUGGAGAUAUCGGACUCCUUCAACCCUUCGCUGGACUGUUUCCUGCGCUACGAUGCUGUUUCUGACCAGUGGAGCCACCUGGUGGCAGAGUUUGGUCAGUUUUUCCACGCCACCCUGGUCAAGGCUGUGUCCGUCAACAACAUUUUACACCUCUGUGACUUGUCUACGUAUAAGGUGUACAGUUUCUGUCCAGAGACGUGUGUGUGGCAAGGGGAGGGGUCGUUCGAGUGUGCCGGGUUCAACGCAGGCUCCGUGGGCGUGGCCAACCGAAUCUACAUCCUGGGAGGAGACUACUCACCCGAUGAGAUCACUGACGAAGUCCAAGUGUACCACAGUGGGCGGGGCCAGUGGGAGGAAGUAACACCAAUGCCACGCCCCCUGACAGAGUUUCACUGUCAGGUCAUCAGCUUCAACAGAUACAGAGACCCCUGGGGGGGAAGGGACAUGUAAACACACACACACACACUACCUGGGGACUAAAAGCUGCACUCCGCAUCAAUGAAAUAAAUUAUGUUUUGUCAUACCUCAAGUAUUUAUUACUUUUAUUACAUUUUAUAUUAUAUAUUUAUUU
Messenger RNA from Oncorhynchus masou masou (cherry salmon), 1989 nucleotides. It is a transcript of the gene kbtbd3, whose product is annotated as kelch repeat and BTB (POZ) domain containing 3. Gene Ontology annotation, molecular function: protein binding. The record is from RefSeq and is a predicted model, not a curated record. Lineage: Eukaryota; Metazoa; Chordata; Actinopteri; Salmoniformes; Salmonidae. The transcript is spliced from 9 exons. The coding region runs from base 9 to 1868 and encodes 619 amino acids.